AUGGCCAUCGUGAAUGCGGACAACGACCAGAUAUCCAAGAUCAACAACGCUUCCAAAACGCCGCGACAACCUCGCCAAACGAUCCCUCGACCUGCCGCCCAAGCUGACCCAUGGACCUGGCUCACCUCUUCCGAUUCACAUUUGCCUGGGGGCACGGGGAGGUGCACGUUUGAACUUCCUAGAUGUGCGGUCACCACGUCUUCAGGCCAGUCAUUCCAAAAACCGGACAAGGGGGUUCCUGAGGAGAUCGCCAAGGAGAGCAGCCAGACGUCUGUCGGGACCAUGCCCGAUGGCGUCGUGUCGUUGCUCAGCGUCGACUACAAUCCUGUCGUCCGCACGCCCGUCGAUGAUGUCAAGGCUGUCAAUGACGCCGCUGAGAUUGAAGACUUCAGGCAGUCCCAUAUAUGGAAUGGAGCUCUCGCUCGAUACUUUCGCGUGCCUCGAGGAGAGGGGGCGACUACCUCCUCCGACUGGGACAAGAGUGGUAUUCCCGAUAAACCUCUCGUGCGCUGGGCUGACGAUGACAUCCAGUCAUUAUUCCCUGCUCUCCUGAUCCUCAGGAUUUCCCGCUCGCAAGUCUCGGAGACUUCGGAUGCCAGUACCGCGCCUUGCUGA
This is a messenger RNA of Coprinopsis cinerea okayama7#130, 615 nucleotides long. RefSeq lists its product as hypothetical. Bases 1 to 615 code for a protein of 204 amino acids. NCBI's taxonomy places the organism in Eukaryota, Fungi, Basidiomycota, Agaricomycetes, Agaricales, Psathyrellaceae. The record is from RefSeq and is a predicted model, not a curated record. The transcript is spliced from 4 exons.